Molecule: messenger RNA, 375 nt
Organism: Pipistrellus nathusii (Nathusius's pipistrelle)
Lineage: Eukaryota; Metazoa; Chordata; Mammalia; Chiroptera; Vespertilionidae
Source: the annotation of a GenBank genome assembly
AUGGAAACCAAAAAAUUGAUUGGUAAAUCGCUUCAACCAGCAAGACCUGUUCGACAUCUGGCUUCUUCUCCCUCUGGAGCAGUAUUCCCUUUCAACUUUCAAAAUGAAUAUCCAUGCAACACUCAGUACUUGCAAAGUGGAGUUAGCCGAUGUAAGGCAAAUGGAAUGCAGGCCUUUUCUCAGGGUCUCGGUGAGCAACCGCAACAUCAGUCUCCAGUUAAAAAAGAGAGAAUUAAAUACAGCAGAGAUUUCCUAUUGAAGCUCUCAAGUGUUUCCAUCUGCAGGAAAAAACCAGACUUUCUGCCUGAUCAUCCCAUUGUACUGCAAAAACCAGAAAACAACCAAAGUUUUAAGGAACACUUUAAGAACAGAUGA